Molecule: messenger RNA, 777 nt
Organism: Cylicocyclus nassatus
Lineage: Eukaryota; Metazoa; Nematoda; Chromadorea; Rhabditida; Strongylidae
Source: the annotation of a GenBank genome assembly
GACAGAAUUCUUGCAGGAAUGUUUGGAGUGUUGGUCAUUGGUGCUCCAGGAGCUGGCAAAUCAACAUUUUCUGCGGGUCUUGCUGACAUAUUUGACCAGAUCCAUCGUCCAUACAUCACUAUAAAUCUGGAUCCUGCCAAUGAUUUUGUCUUGUAUAAAACCGAUUACAGUAUAAAAGAAAUGAUUACGGUAGAGGAUGCUAUGACUAGACUGGGUCUGGGACCUAAUGGUGCUUUGAAGUACUGCAUAGAUACGCUAUGCCGUAACAGAGCAUGGCUUCUGCAAAAGAUCUUGGACAACAAGGAUAAGUACCUCAUUAUCGACUGUCCUGGACAACUUGAACUCUAUAAAAGUGAGGGCGAUCUGUGUAAGCUCAUUCAUGAACUGGAGAAAGCUGGUGUUCGGUUAUGUGCCAUUCAUUUAGUGGAUUCCUUGUAUUGUGCAGAUGCCGCAAAAUUUAUUUCUGUGGUCAUGUCAACUUUGGCUACAAUGGUCACUAUGGAGAUGCCGCAAGUGAAUGUGCUCUCAAAAAUUGACUUAUUUGACGAAGCUUCUUCCUUUGAUUUGGAUUAUUUUACGAGGUUACCAGACGUGAGCAGGUUGCUCGAGAUGCUCAAUGAAGUGCCUGGUCUGGAACGCUACCGUGGCCUCAACGCAGCAAUCUGUGACGUCGUAGCAAGCUUUGAUCUCGUCAGCUUUGUCCCAUUGAAUGUGCAGAAGAAAGAGGACAUGGCAAAAGUUUUGCGGUUCGCUGAUUCAGCUAAUGGAUGUUCUUGA